AUGGAAAAACACAAUGUCACUGUUGUGAAGGAAUUCAUCCUGAUGGGCAUCACCACACGUCCUGAGCUGCAGGCUCCAUUAUUUGGGCUGUUCCUCAUCAUCUGCUUAAGCUCAGUGUUGGGAAAUUUGGGCAUGAUCAUCCUCACCAUGGUGGACUCCAGGCUACAAACCCCCAUGUUUUUUUUUCUCAGACAUCUGGCUAUUACAGAUCUUGGUUACUCUACAGCUGUGGUCCCCAAAAUGUUAAAUUUUGUUUUCAAUCAAAAUACGAUCUCCUAUUACCUUUGUGCUACACAGCUAUCUUUCUUUCUUGUUUUUAUUAUUAGUGAAUUUUUUAUUCUGUCUACAAUGUCCUAUGACCGCUACGUGGCCAUCUGUAACCCUCUCCUCUACACUGUCGUCAUGUCGCAAAGAGUAUGUUGGCUACUGGUGGUAAUUCCCUAUAUCUACUGCACAUUUGUGUCUCUUCUAGUCAUCACAAAGAUUUUUACUUCAUCUUUCUGUGACUACAAUGUCAUCAGUCAUUUCUACUGUGAUAGUCUCCCCUUGUUAUCUUUGAUCUGCUCAAAUACUCAUGAAAUUGAAAUGAUUAUUCUGAUCUUAGCAGCUUUUAAUUUGCUUUCAUCUCUUCUGAUCAUCCUUAUGUCCUACUUGCUUAUCCUUAUAGCCAUUCUCAGAAUGAACUCUGCUGAAGGCAGGCGUAAGGCAUUUUCUACCUGUGGGUCCCACGUAACAGUAGUCAUUGUCUUCUAUGGAACUUUGAUAUUUACGUAUGUGCAGCUGAAGUCCAGUCACUCCUUUGACACUGAUAAAGUGGCUUCCAUCUUUUACACCCUGAUUAUCCCCAUGUUGAAUCCCUUGAUUUAUAGUUUAAGGAACAAAGAUGUAAAAUGUGCUCUACAAAGUACAUGGAAAAAGAUAAGCAAUUUUUUUUUUGUAAAUGAUAAAUCCAAUAUGAAUCCUAAAAUUCAGAAUUAG
Molecule: messenger RNA, 978 nt
Organism: Castor canadensis (American beaver)
Lineage: Eukaryota; Metazoa; Chordata; Mammalia; Rodentia; Castoridae
Product: olfactory receptor 8K3-like
Biological process (GO): G protein-coupled receptor signaling pathway
Cellular component (GO): membrane
Molecular function (GO): G protein-coupled receptor activity; olfactory receptor activity
Source: RefSeq, a predicted model, not a curated record